Dichomitus squalens LYAD-421 SS1 is the source of this 1779-nucleotide messenger RNA. RefSeq lists its product as uncharacterized. The record is from RefSeq and is a predicted model, not a curated record. The transcript has 3 exons. The coding region runs from base 1 to 1779 and encodes 592 amino acids. NCBI's taxonomy places the organism in Eukaryota, Fungi, Basidiomycota, Agaricomycetes, Polyporales, Polyporaceae.
AUGAAGCGAAGCCUAUCUGUAUCGGCCAUAGAGCGCGCGCGGAGGCUGUCGGACGCCGUCAGAGGAGCGAUCGCGCCUGUGCUAGCGUACAGGCCCAGGCCCCAGCGCACCCAAGACGACUCCUCGCUCGACUACUACGGGAGCAAUCACAAGCGCGUAAAGUCUUCAGAAUCUGGGCUCCAUCGGACGCUCUCCCUGCGGCACCGCAACAUCUCCAAGGACGACAUCCGGCCCUUCCCGGGGAUCAACGCGUCCAGCUCCACCCUCAACCUCUGGGUCGGGGGCGCGACGAUCGCCACCGAGCCCGAGAGCCCCCAGCUCCAGUCCCGCUGGAGCGCGGACACCGACGUCCUCGAGAUGCGGACCAGCCGCGGGAGGAAGACGGAGAGGGGCGCGAAGACCGCGAAGCCGACGCGGCCUGUCAAGCCCGACCGCCCGGAGGGGCACGAUCCGCUCGCGAGCAUGCUCCGUCAUGGGAUUACUGGGCUCGCUCCGUCCCCCGCCCUUCUGGUCUCUGAGGACAGGAGGCAGCGCGAGGCGAUGAGGCGCAGCAAGGAGUCCGCCCGCCCGGCCGCAGCCGCACCCAGUCCUGGUCCCUCGCGCCACCAGCCAACCGUUCGCCGGGGGGUCCGCGACGACGACUCGGAGGUGGGGCCACCCGUCCCGCCGAAGGAUUACGUGAUGCAGAAGGUGUUCUCCCCCUUUGCUAUUGCGCCUCCUACUGGCCACACCAUUCAUCAGUCGCCGCGAAGGAACAACAACGGGCACCACCGUCCGGGCCUCACUCGAGACAUGUCUGUCAAGUCCGCGCCUGACGGUACCUCGGGGGUCACUAGGGUCGUUCCGACCCCUCGACGCCAGGCAACGUUGGACGAGCGCGUACGACACGACCGUGGAGGCUUUGGCAUCGACGUUUCCGCGACCACCGGCUCCAUCCAAAAGCAACCGCAGCCGACCCAAUCCCUCCGCCGUACCCCCUCCUCGGCCGACGUGACGCUCCGCGCCGCCACCCGCGCUCACCGGCAGGCUGAGCCUCGUCGUCGGGAAGAUGAGCGCAACGGGCAGCACGGGCGCCCGGACGAGAACGCAUCCCGGCGCGGACGCGGCCUCUCCGCUGGGUGGUGUGCGGCAGCGUUCCAUCCCCCGUCCGUUGCCGGCGCCGACGGGCCCCCUCCCCCGCGUCCCGGCGAGCCUCUGCCCGAUCUGCUCUGGAAGAGGCGGCCGAGCGCGAUGGACGUCCCGCGCGACGUCCGGCCUGACGACGGCGACUCCAUCUUCCACUCGCGCGGCUCCGCCGUCCCCGACCGCAGCACGCGUCCGACCGGGCGUCCGACAGAGAGGGCGCGCACCGGAGAGGCCAGGGGCAUGCUGAUCCCCACGGCACCCGUUGCAGGCUCGGGGAUGAUCGCCAAGGUGCAGGGCUCGCUGCGCGUGCGGGACUCCCCCGCCUCGCGGCCUGUGCAGAUGGCCGCCACCCCUCCCGCUCAGGACCGCCCGCUCUCGUACGAGGGCGAGGUCGUCAUCGCGCCGUUCAUGUUCGACGACGACCCGCCUGAGCCGACCAAGGUGUAUGAGAGUCGGAGCGAGUACGAGCGGCGGCUCGCGGAGGAGAGGUAUGUCGAGAGGCUGUCUCGCACCAAUCCGUGGAAGAGCGAGGAGUACGCGUAUCAGCAGCAGCAGGUCGCACAGGCGGUUGCCGAGCCGGAGUCGGUGCGGCCGCUCUGUAUACGCAAACAUUCCAGCCAGACGAAGGAAAACAAGUACAAUUCCCGGAUCUGA